UUAUUGAGCAGUGUUUUACUAUUGGACGGUGUUUUACUCAUUGCUCUGUAAUUUUACUAAUUGGGCUGUGUUUUACUUUAGGGCAGUGUUUUACUAUUGGGCAGUGUUUUUCUAUUGAGCAGUGGUUUACUCAUUGAGCAGUGUUUCACACAUUUGUAUCAGCACGGAUGACAUGACAAAAGAUAAGUACAGACGAAGUGUUGCAGACUAUCGUGGGUAGAUGGUUGACACAGUUGAGCGUACACAGGGAGGAAGUGUGGCAGGGCAUUGUGGGUAGAUGGUGGAGAGGAAGCGAGGUGCAUUGUGGGACGUAUGGACACGCCCCCAGUCACCCUCACCCCAGUUAUGACUUCUGACCCCGUCCAACAAUCACAUGAGGGCAGCCCGGGUAUGACGGGGUCAUUGCCGCGGCAACUUGAGGGUGUUAAGGCUGCCCAAGUGCUCCAGCAGUUUCGACAUCGUUGGAACACAAAUGAGGAGAUAGCAAGCAUUCUACUGGCUUUCUCUCAACACGCCACAUGGCUGCAGCGUGCAGUAUUUGUACGUCCACCCAGCGGUCGCCAGCUGCUGUACAACCGGAACCACGUGCGGUAUCGGCGGGAUGGCUACUGCUGGAAGAAGAGGAAGGAUGGGAAAACCAUCCGGGAAGACCAUAUGAAGCUCAAAGUCCAAGGGCUGGAGUGCAUCUAUGGUUCGUACGUACACUCUGCAAUCCUGCCCACCUUCCAUCGACGAUGUUACUGGCUCCUACAGAACCCAGAUAUUGUGUUGGUGCACUACCUGAAUGUCCCGUAUCCUAGCAACGCCAAGCUGAGCAUCCCUGUUCUCUCUAUUGCCAUGGAGAAGAAAGAAUGGACCAAAGAGGAGCUCACCCAGCAGCUCAGACCCAUGUUUUCUGGUUCAGAAGGGGAAAACCUCAGUGCUCUGGAUGACUCUGUACAGACCUUGGUACAACGUCUGAUGGACAAUCAGGGUCACUUCAAGUCAGACAACGGGGGAGGGGUGCCAGGAGGCCUGAAGCCCCCCAGAUUUACCCCUGUCCCCAUCCAGCCUGACCCCCACCCACCUAGGGAGGGGGGAUACGACCCUGUGACCUCCACACUAAAGUCUGAAACAUUUCCUGCUGUAAUAGACAACAAACAGAACACCGCUGUAAAUUUUGCUCAAAGUGUCAUUUUGAACAUUGGUAAUCUGCCUAAUGGUCAACAAGUUAUGUUAUUGACAGGACACGCCGGUCAGACCAACCGUUCCCAGUUAUCGCUCCUUUCGACCCAUUCCAGUGUUGGGCACAAUGUCCCGAACAUUAACCCAUGCCUAUCUUCGCAACCUGUAGUUUCUACCGUACCAUUAACUAGUAGAUUAAGUGCAGGUAGCUACUCCGUGCCCAUGACCAGCGGCCAUUUCCAACCCCACGGACCUAGCGGUGCAUGUCUGGAACGCUCUGCUUCUCUCUGCGAUCCCCAGAACUCGUUUGAUGGCGCUGGCAUGCAGCGAUCUCACAGUGAAGAGGGACACAUUCAUUUACAGCAUGGAAAACGCCACUUCCAUCAGUUUGGUAGAAAUGUAGGUUUUGUACAAAGUGUUGCUAACGUUAGUCCUCAACCAACAACUAUACAGGGUAUGACAUUUUCGAACAGUUUUAAUCAUUGUCAGGAAUCCAUCGUUAAUAGUCAGUCAUCGAAUACAAUUACCAUGGAAACUAAUAGUCAUAACUUGUCCAGUGAACAAAAUGCUGACACAAGUCUAUAUCAGUCUGUGUAUUCCCAGCAUUCUGAAAAUGAGAAUUCCAUAGUUAACUCAUUGCUUGAUGAACUGAACUCCGAGUUGAUGGCUUCUGAAAGUAACUCCACUAAUGAAUGUAAGAAGAACUCGUUUGGACAUCUUGGAGACAGUUUUGAGAGUUUACAAGCCAGUUUGAGCACAAUGCCGAAUGGAGAGCUGAAUCUAGACCAGCUGGAUUUGAUUGACAUGCCUGACCUUGAGAAUAUGUGCAAUGACAUAUCCAAUGAGAUUAGAUCAACAAAUAUACCAGAGUGUAACACCAGUGGAGCAAACCUUACAAACUGUACACAACAGAAUCUUCAGAAUCAAAGUGCUGAAGGCGAUGGGCGAGGCCAGAGCACCGUUCAGGCUGAUGCGUUCUCCUUCUGUGAAGAGCAGGCUAAGAACUCAGGAACACAGAACGUAUCCCGAAGAAGUUCAAGCCCACACUUGCCCGGAAACUGUCAUAGUUGUAACUGCCAUGUGUCAAGGUCAUGUCAAGGUCAAGGUCUCAGUGACUGUCAAGGUCAGAUAAAGGCAGAAGUGGGAGGGGCUCACACAACCAAGUCUCCAAUCACCAUAGCAACCAUCACUGACUACUCACCAGAGUGGUCAUACACUGAGGGCCAAACCAAGCUGCUAGUGACAGGUCCAUGGCAUGCCAACACUGGGAGGUAUUCUGUGCUCAUGGACGGGAAAGUUCUGGCCACAACACUCGUGCAACCUGGGGUGCUGCGGUGUUUUGUACCAGGUCACAGGAAGGGUCCAGUUAGUCUAGAGGUGUCAUGUGACGGGUCGGUUAUCUCUAACAACGCAACUUUUCAGUACCACGAGAAACCAAGACAAAACCAGUCUACAUCGACACACCAGGGAGACUGGUUCUCUGUUGAAGAUCCCAAGCUCCAAGAGCAGCUAGUUUACAAGCUUGAGAAGAUUGAAGUGUCACUAAGCAAGGUCCCGGACUUCCCAAGCAUACAACAGUCACUGUCGAAUGCCAAAUGUCAGUAUGAGGCAGACACGGCAAUGUGUCGGCAUAUUGAGUCACUCUCGACACGUCUGUGGACCAACAACGACCUUGCCAGAGAAUCUAGCAGCUUCAUGGGACUUAGUCUUUUACACAUAGUGGCAGCUCUUGGCUUCCAUAGAUGCAUCAAAACACUUAUAAGCUGGAGGAAUGAGAACUCUAGCUGGAUUCUUGAGUAUGAAGCUGAUGCCAACAGCCUAGAUCUGAAUUCCUGUACUCCACUGAUGUGGGCCAGUGCCAGAGGGCACACAGAGGCAGCUAUUUCUCUUUUCACUUGGAACAAAGGCCCACUACUCUCAUCCAACAAGGAGGGUAAUCUCCCUUUGAUGGUUGCUAGGCAACAUGGCCACCACAGCCUUGCCGACCAAUUAGAGCAGCUCUACAUGUCAUGUGACAAACCACAUGAUCUGACAUCAUCCUCAUCAAUGUCACAUGACAUACAUUCUGGCUCCUUGCCAACAUGUUUGUACAGUAUGCCAUCAAAUAGUUUUGACAAUUCUCAUUUUUCAACUGAAAUGUGUUCAGCUACACCGUCUGUCUCAACUGUAAGCUCAACACCAAAUAUGAACUAUUUUUCUACUGAAUUACCUAAUUCCACAUCCACCCAAGUAUCCAAAGACAUAUCUCCAUCACCGAACGACCCUUCAUUAACCAAUCAGACUACGGACAGCGUUAGUGUAUUAAAUGAAUUGCAUAUCAGUAUACCUCACGAAGACCAAGAUCUAAGUAAUGUAUGUAAAUUAAAUUUACAUGGAAAACGAGAACAUUCAAGCAUUCAGAAAACCGACCAAGAUUUGAAGAAUAAAUCCCCAUACACAUCGACCUGCAAAUGCUCAAAUUCAGCCUCAUCUAUAAAAACACGAGCAGAAAAACGUCAUCAUCUCCAGAAAAGGUUUUCCGUGGAUGUAAUUUCCAAUCAGACCCUCGAGCCAGUACAUUUCUCCCCGUCGACUGCGUUCCAGCGACCGGUACGCGAGGCAAAUUCGGAACCACAUCUGGCAGGAAACAUGGAGCAUAUGCUGUGUAGGACCAACCCGAUGUUGUCGGCAGGGAGGGAGAUCGGAUCACCAGAGAUGCUUGUCCAACUUGAGCAUUGUGAGCGCCAUGGUCACCACUGUAAUGGCCAGUCAGAUCCAAGCUCUCAGAUCACCAUGGAUACUGACAACCAAUCAGAAGGCAGCAACAAUUCAGACAUCGAUGUAGAAAGGGUUUCCUCAGAUGAUGAAGAUAUCAGAAAGAGAAUACUUGCACAAGGUGAAGACAACCCCCAGCCCCAGAUGGUCCACCUGGCCAAACAGAUCAUAGCUGCAAUGCCGGAGAGGAUCAAGUCUUCACCUAGCCGCGGGGACGAUAUUCAGGUUGAAGAAUUCCAGAGAGAGAGAAGUAGUUCCUACAGUUCUGUUCACUCCUCCUCACCUCUUGCACCAUCAUCGUAUGGAGAAGCCCUCUCGUCGUACGGGGAAGACUCUGGAAUAUCCACACCCAUGCACGACAGUCUUGCAUUCGAUGAGUACAGGUACGCGGAUGUGUACAGUGACCUUGGGACCCCAGCCUCCUCCCUGAGCCCGGACUCCACGUGUCUUCACAGCCCCUACAGCCCCUAUAGCUUUCUCCUCGACUCUCCGCCCCCUACCGCUGCAGAGUUUGUGGAGUACUUCAACGCCCCUGCCACUUUCAUGGAGAAAGACUUUAGUCAGCUCACACUUUCAGAUCGUGAGCAGCGGAAGCUGUACGAGGCAGCUAAGGUGAUACAGAGUGCGUACCGCCAAUACCGGGACAAACAAUGCAAGCAGCAGGCCAAGGAACGGGAGGCAGCUGUCCUCAUACAGAGCUACUACAGGAGAUACAAACAGUAUGCAUACUACAAGAAGAUGACACAGGCAGCCGUGCUGAUUCAGAGCCAAUUUCGGAGCUACUAUGCCCAGAAGCGCUUCAAGAAGAGCCGUGAUGCAGCUGUCGUUAUCCAGAACCAGUACCGCAGCUACAAGGAACAUGAGAGGCUGAAGAAAGGCGGCAAUAAAUCUGUCACACAGCGUUUUCGAUCGCACUACCAGAGGAAGCCGAAGGGAGCGAAGGGGUCGCGCGUCGUUCAGAUUGUCCCAGAUACCGAUGGCAAACACUGCAAAACCAACUGCAGGUCCCAGGGAGAUCCAAGCACUCCCACCGAAGAUUGCCCCCACGCCUCUGACCCCACCGUCACUCCUGGGGAUGAGGAAGAGCAGGCAGGGGAGGCCAUCCAUGAUGAGAGUAGCCAGGGGAAGUAACUAAACUGGAGGGUAGCAAGUUAUUUCAACUGGACAGUAGAUUGGAGAUUUUUUAAAUUGGAGAGUAUUCAUGGGCAGAAACUCACUUGAAGAAUAUUCAUUGGCAGUAAUUCAUUUGGAGAAUAUCCAGAAGGAGUUAUUCACUUGAAGAAUAGAAGGGAGUAAUUCCUGCGACAUUAUUUCAAUAGGAGAUUAUUCAGAGGCAGAAUUUCCACUGGAAAGUAUUCAGGGACAUCAAUUUUAUUGGAAAGCCAAUGACUUUAACUCAACUCGUGUUUAUCCAAGGGCUGCUACUCAGACCUAUAGUUAUCAAGAGCAACAACUCUGUCAAUUAGCUGAAACAAGUACCAGCGUUUUGCAGAAUGUCUUGUAUUAUUUGUAUUAUUUAUUGCACAAGUUGGUGAACACAGUUUAUGUUAUCAUUUCUUUGGAAGUCAGUCAAAGGUAAUAAGUGUAUCACACAGAAUUAAGGAGAUGUUAAGCUCAGUACAAACUGAAAACUCUAUAACCGUUAGCAUUUUUUAACAUUUUUUUCUCACAUAGCUUUCAAGGAAGUCAUUUUGGACUUUGCUUCAAAACGUCUGCUAUUUUUAGAAAAUUUACGAUGGAAAAACUGAUGAAAUCCUUUUCACUAUUGUACAGAUAAAAAAAAUUUAAGAUUUGGUCAAGUUAUUAGAGAAGAGUAAUAGUUUAUUUACCAAUUGUAUAUGAAAAAUGCAUGCAGGAACUAUUCAUGAACGCAUAAUAGUAGCAACAGUUUGUGUACUGAAAUUGACAUGAUGUAAAUAAAAAUACGCAAGAUUUUCCUUUUAUCAGACUUUGACAAUUUUGUGGUUGAAUCUCUUUAGCCUUGUUUGACAUAGUUCUGUUUCGAGUAUAUAUGACAGUUUAUUUUUCAGCAAAAUUGUUGUGUUGUUUGCCUUUAUGGUUAAAUAUUUAAGCCAGUAAAGAUACACUUGUGUGAUAUAAAUGAGUUGCCUGCUUUGUUAAAAGAUGAUGUUUUUCUUCUAUAUCUUCAUUAGUUACAACUUUCUUGCGCCGAACCUGGUUAUAUGCCGAUUUCUUAUUAGAGGAGGUCUUGGACUAUUCUGUUACAACUGUAAAGCCAGCAAAUUUUUUAGGGGAUUUUUAUCAGCAUUUUGAGGGCGUUUUCUAAGAGAAAAAAAAAGAAGAGUUAUUAAUAGUGUAAAACUUGGAACUUGGCCAUAACUUAGAAACCAUUAAAGAUAUUAACAUGGAACUUUGUAUGCCUAUUAUCUAUGGCAAUGUGCACAUUUAUAGCAAGGCUCAUAACUCCGGGUAAAAAAUUGUUGAGUUUUGCCCCUUUUUGGUGGAUAAAACAACAGAUUCAUGAGCAUUUGAAUCCUCCUGCAAUGCUCUUGCUAUAUGUUUGUUUAUUUAUUUACUUAUUGAAAAUAUAUGGAACACUUAAAUACUGAUGAUAAUUCCCUAAUAUUUGCUUUUAUUAUUGAAGCUGAAUUUUUGUCAAAUAGAAAUUUGGGAGUUACGGGGUGAAAAUUAAUUUAAAUAAUUGUUGUUAUUUGUUGGCUGGUUGUAGUACAUUUAUAAUUACAUCCAUCUCUUGUGGGUUUUUUACAUUUAACAUUCAAUUUAUGAGGCAAACCAGGGAAUGGUGUUAAAGUGAACAUCUGUAUAAAGCUUCAAAAGUUUUAAACACACUCUUAAAAAAAAUAUAAUUUGCCUAAAAAAAUGGUAGGGUCGGCGCAUAUUUAGUAGUUAUAGUUUGGUUAACCAAACUAAAUGUAUUUUUUUAGGCCUAGUUAUAAUUAGAAAAAAAGAAAAGAAAUAUUCAGCAUAUUCUAAUAUUGGACCAUUUGUUUAAAACUUUGUAAAGGUUAACAAUUAUUGUUAAUACCAUAGAUGUUUUUAGAUAAAACAAUCAAGGCAUAGCUGAAUCAGUUAUGUCAAUAAAUGUAAAAAGUAAGGCUUGUCCAUUUUCCAACUUUCAGAGUAGUAAAGUUUUGAAAAUUAACAAUGGUACAUAUAGCAACGUUGUUAACUUUGAAAAAGUUCUGAACAAUCGGCCCCUUGUGAUUGUUAAUAUAUCAAGCUCAUUUAUAAAAUAGGGCAUUUGAAAUAUAUAUUUUUACUUCAGCAUUUGCUAUUAAGUUUUGUUUUUGUUAAAUAAUUUGCAUUUGUUACUAAUUCUGUAAUAUGUAUAUGGUGGAAUAUUUAUUUUCAAAGUUGAAUAAAACUGUUUGAACUGUUUGAAAGAUUUUAUCUGGCAAUCUUGUUUAGCAACGUGAAAUAAAUGUAGAAAUUCAUUUUUUUUAUAUUUGAUAAAAUCACAUGUCUUUUUCUAAUGAUAUAAAUUAAUGACAUGAUUUAUUGAUUAUUCUUUAUUAUUAUAGAUUGUUCGAUUUGAAUUAAUAUUUGUUCAUUUUGAAUUAAUGACAGUUCAAUUUAAAAGUCUCACUUAACUUCAUAGUUAUUGUUAUUUUGAAAAAAAGAUUUUUAAUUGUUCCCUUAUUUCAAUCCUUGUACUGGUUAAAUGUUACCCUGUGAAAAAGAAAUUAAGUUUGCCAAUGCUUGUUAAAAUCAGUUUGAAAAAAAUCACAAAAACUUCUUAAUUAAAAAAAUUGGAAAAAAAUAAAAAAAAAAAAAAUAAAAGUGUCUGAAAUGAUUGACAUAUAUACAUUAUUAUGCUCUGUGUUUGAUGGACUAAACAGUUUUUGUUGCGUUAAGAAAUAAUUAAAAAAAACAACAACAUAUGUAUGAAAAGGUUAAUGACUCUAAAAUCCCAGCUACCGAAAAGAAAACAUGUGUUAGGAAAACUUAUAGUUGAAGUAAUCGUUAUUAUGUCACAUAUUUAUUUUGUCAUAUUUAACAUACAUGUAUGUAUUUAUAUUUACUGUGUGCUUCUUGGAGAAAACAGAAGAAGCUACAAUUUGUUUAAAGCUGCACUCUCAUAGAUUGACUGUUUUAACAACUUUUGAAUUUUCGUCAAGGAAUUAGCCAAAUUUUGCAUAAAUGUCUGGAAACAAGUGACAUAAGAUUGCUUUUAACAGAUCAGAUGGUAGUCUAUCAUAUUUACGUUUGAUUUAAGAUGUUUGUAGCUUUAAGUAUUACUUACGCUUAAAAAAAAAAUGAAAAUUUUGGCAGUUUUCCAAACAAUUGUUCUUGUUCUAUUGACAAUUUUCUUUUACUGAAUUGAAGACUUCAAAGUCAAAAUCAUCUCAUUUUGGGACAAAAAUUUAAAAAUAUGUCAAAAGUGACAAUCUGUGAGAGUGCAGCUUUAAAAUAAGUAGAAAAUGAGAUAUCAUACCAUUUCAUUUAAUCAGAUGAAUAUAAUGAGUUAUAUUAUACAAACUAAAUACAUUUAUUUUUUGUAAUAUUAUGAUAUAAACUGUUAUAAACAAUUAUCCAUUUCAUAUUGAAACACUUUAUGCUCUAAGUCUGUUCUGCCAAGCAAAUUACAACUAUUGUUUGAAUAACUUGCAUAGAUUAUAUUUUUUCUCUCUAAUUGAAAUCAAUAUGUUCAUAGAAUGGUGAAAUAUCCUUAUAUUUCAUUUUUCCAUUUCCAUUUUUCCUUUUCGUGGUCGCUUUAGUCACAAUUUGUUGGAAAAUGAAUUUUGUGUUUUUUGAUAAUGAUCUAUGACAUUUUGUUGUAUUUGCUUGGUGGCAAAACAAGCCUCUUUUAACUCAUCUGUAUUUGUAAAAAUGAUUCAAGGCAUUGUGAUAGCAUUGUUGUUGUCGUCAUCUUUGCCAGAACUAAAACAACCUUUAAGCUAUUCACAUGAAACUUAAUACACACGUUGCAUGAGGCAAUGUGCACAUGUGUAUCAAGGACCAUAACUCUGGCUUUAAUCAUUGUUAAGUUAUGCCCCAUUGGGAGUUAACAGACAAUCAUUCGUAUCCAUCCACUCGUGGUGUUCUUGUGAUUUACCCAUUCAUAUUUUACCCAUCAAUUUCUGACCAGUUAAGUUCCAAUUAACCCAGGAUUUAUAAGUCAUCUCAGGUGUUGUAAGGUAUUUGUCAGUGGUUCAUUUCAAAGCUGUAUGUGCUCCAUUGUAUUCCUUCAUUGAUUAUAAUGUUAGCUAGCUCAGUAUUGCAUCAAGUAAGCAUCAUAUUUUGCAUUAUGACAGCUAGGUCAGUAUUGCAUCAAGCCAGCGUCAUAUUUUGCAUUAUGACAGCUUGGUCAGUAUUGCAUCAAGCCAGCAUCAUGAUCUGUAUAAAAAUAACAGCUAGCUCAGUAUUGCAUCAAGCAAGCAUUUAUUCUGCGUAACAAUGACAGUAAGCUCUGUAUUGCAUCUAGCCGGCAUCAUGUUCUGCGUUAUAAUGACAGCUAGGUCAGUAUUGCAUUGAGCCAGCAUCAUAUUUUGCAUUACAAUGACAGCUCAGUAUUGCAUCAAGCCAGCAUCAUAUUCUGCAUUACAAUGACAGCUAGCUCAGUAUUGCAUCAAGCAAGGGUCAUAUUUUGCAUUAUAGUGACAGCUAGCUCAGUAUUGCAUCAAGCCAGCAUCAUAUUCUGCAUUACAAUGACAGCUAGCUCAGUAUUGCAUCAAGCAAGGGUCAUAUUUUGCAUUAUGACAGCUAGCUCAGUAUUGCAUCAAGCAAGCAUAUAUUCUGCAUUACAAUGACAGCUAGCUCAGUAUUGCAUCUAGCCAGUAUCAUGUCCUGCAUUACAAUGACAGCUAGCACAGUAUUGCACCAAGCAAGCAUAUAUUCUUUAUUUAAAUAAUAGCUAGCUCAGUAUUGCAUCAAGCAAGCAUCAAAUUCUGCAUUACAAUGACAGCUAGGUCAGUAUUGCAUCAAGCCAGCAUCAUAUUCUGCAUUACAAUGACAGCUAGCUCAGUAUUGCAUCAAGCAAGCAUCAAAUUCUGAAUUACAAUGACAGCUAGCUCAGUAUUGCAUCAAGCAAGCAUCAAAUUCUGCAUUACAAUGACUGCUAGCUCAGUAUUGCAUCUAGCCAGUAUCAUGUCCUGCAUUACAUUGACAGCUAGCACAGUAUUGCGCCAAGCAAGCGUAUAUUCUUUAUUUAAAUAAUAGCUAGCUUAGUAUUGCAUCAAGCAAGCAUCAAAUUCUGCAUUAUAAUGACAGCUAACUCAGUAUUGCAUCAAGCCACCAUCAAAUUCUUCAUCCUAUUAUAUGCUUUCAUUGUUUGUACUUAAGUGUGCUGUUUCUAACAUGGCUUCCUUUAGGACUGAAAUUGAUUUUGUUCCAACAUCAGUUGAAUUGUUUCAGUUACUGAUUGAAUAUGAAAUUUAAAAAAGAAAUAUCCUCUUCAAAUUUGUAUGUAUAUAGCUGUUGAACUCUUAUUUUUAACAAAUUGGAAAGAUUUCUAUGCAAUAGUUUCUGAUGGAAUAAAUUUUUGUUAUUUUAAAAAAAAAUAAUAACUUGAUAUACUGGACAGUUUCAGAUGGAAUUAAUGGUAAAGAAAUAUUUGAUGUCCCAAACUUUAAGGUUGUUUACCGGUUGAGAUUUUUUACUUAGUAAAGUCCCAAUGCUAGCACACACACACACACACACACACACACACACACACACACCGUCUGUCCCCUCUACCCACCUACACCUACCUAUCUGUCCCGGGUAGUAGUAGUGGCACUUAUUUCAUGUUGCAAAAUAAGUAACUAAAUUAGUAACUUUUUCCAAAUAAUAGUUCAUCAUGGCUGGGAUAGUUUAUCUCUUCUAAAUGUCUCAAAAAUGUUCUCAAAUUGUUUGAAUUAAUGAAGGGACUUUUGAAGUUUUGAAAUGAAAUUGGUGCAAAGUUUAAUUUAUUAAGGCCACUGAACUAAAUAUAUUCCUGUCAUGCUUAAUUAUUUUCAAUAGGUAGGAAAGACCAUCAUUGUCUCAUAUAUAUUUGACAUUAAGUACAAUUUAUCAAAUCAAGUGUUGUGAAUUUGUUGAAAAUUGAUUUUGUUACAAUUUGCGCUUAUACUAUUGCAAGUAAAUAACUUUACUGUAGAUUGUUUUAAUUUUGUUAAGGUUUAAUUUUGAUGAAUUUUUGCAUUACAAUCCGGUCACUUAUAAAAAUGGGUGUCAAAAUAUUAAUUAUAAAGUUUUAAUUUUUGUAUUAAUGAUAAUAUAAUGAUGUUACAAAUUCUAACCCAAGAUGAAAGGUGUUGUUGUUGUGUUUUUAAAAAGAGCAAAAAUUGGACCUUGCAAAAUAAAAAUAUUCUACAGUUUAAUGUUUUACUACAUUUAUUACAUAUGCAUGUUUUGAUGUAAGAAUUCAAUGACAGCCCUGUGUUUUUGUUGUUAUUUUUGUACCAAAUUUUUCCUAUUAUUAUUGUUUUUUGUACAUAAAAUGAAAUUAAUUUAUUGUUACAUUGUUUGUUAGUAUUUUACAAUGAACUUGUUUUACAUAUCUUGGAAAUUAUUUAAGAUAUUUAAAUGGUGUUAUGGUAUAUCAGAGAUCUUUCAUUAAUGUUUUUGUUUCUUUGCUAGAACAGAAAUGACAUAUUGUGAGCUUAAAAUUACACAAGCUAAAAUACUUUUUUAAAUUCUUGGGAAACACUGGCCCCAAUUUAACGAAAUGUCUUUGUUACAAGUUUUAGUCUCAUAUUUAUUUUAGCCAAAUUUCUUGCUCAAAAGUGAUUUUAUAAACAAAAAAAUAGUUAAUCAUGAUUAUUCUGUAAAUUAUUUCCUUUUUAAAAGUGUCAAAGCUUAUUGGAAAAAGAAAAUUAUAUAUUGGCCUUAUUGUACAGAACAUAAUUAAAGUUAACAAUGCGAUUAACAUUAUUGUUACUUUUAAAGUCAAAUAUGAUGUGCUUAUAUAUUUCAAUAAUACAAGUACAGUGGAAACUCACUAAACCUGAUCUCCACAAAAACGGAAUCCUCGGGAUACCAGACUUUUUUCAGAGUCCCGGUUUUCCCCUUCUAUUUUCAAUGUAAAAAAAUCCCUACAAAACCGGAAUUCCAGAUACCGGACAAAAAAUUGAGAAAAUUUGUUAGUUGUCAACAUAAUUUUACCUCACAAAACCGGACGUUUAUUUGUUCAAACAUGUCAAAAUAAUUUUGUGUAUUAGGAAUUCGCGAAUCGCGUGUCACUUUGUUUUUACAGCCGGUGCGUCGUUAAAUAUUACACCUGUGAUGUUGUGUUAACUCGAUAAUCGAUAAUGAUGAUUGCGCUGUGGAUUGACUGUCGCACGAUAAUCAAACUUGUGAAAAAAAAAAUUGAUUGAAACAUUAAUUUGUUUGUUGCAGAAAAUAAAGAACUGAAGUGAAGUCAAACACCGUUUAUUCGCUCAUACCAUACACAUGGCAAAUGAGGUCAUAUACAAAACAUAUAUACAUACAUGGCGGCAGAUACAUUGUAAAUUUCUAACUACAAUUUAUAUGAUACCCAACUAGAAACGGUUAUUUAGUGAUCAUUUUGAAGGGUUCUUUUAUCUAAAGGCUUCUAUGAUUGAAUCAAAUUAGAGCGGUGCGUUAAUUAAACUAUCAAACAUACUAAACAAACAUUAAAUUACACGAGUUGUUUUAUUUCAAGACUUGGAAAAAAGAUGAUUAUAAAAGCAGAAAUGUUUAAUUAUGCUUAUCACUUUUGCAAGUGCUUUAAUCAUGUCUCAACCUCCGUCUAAACGUCAGAGAAUUGGACUGUCCCUAGAGGACAAAAGCCUUUAAAGAUUAACUCAGUUAAUAUUUUGAGUAAACUUACUCCGUACAUCAAAUCCUCACUUAACCGGAAUCAUCACUAAACCGGAAAUUUUGCCCAGUCCGGACCUUGUCCGGUUUAGUGAGUUUCCACUGUACAAUUAAAACAAUUCUCAAAUCUUGUAGGAAUAAAGCUGAACAUGAGUGUAUUCGAGAAAAUUCCUGAUCAUUUAUUUGAAAGUUAACAUCGAUGACGUUAACAACAUUGUAAACCUUAACCAAGAUCUAAACAAUUGGCCAAUAUUUACCAAAACUAAAAUAGGGAGCUUGGCUUGAUUGUGUUUUAAGGGGCUUAAAAGAUUGUUCGAGAAAUUGGGGCAUAAUGUUUUCUGUUUCUUCGUCAUAUAAAUCAUCCUUUAUACUUGGCAUUCUUUACAUAUUUAUUCUUUAAAGAGUUAUUUUUUUCUUCAAUAAUAUAAUAUAUAGCUUUAGAAUAUUGCUUACUUACAAAUUUUUACAUAAUUAUUCUAGUCUUUGUACACUGCUAGCUAUAAUUAUUACCUAUUUGUAAUUAGACAUACUUUGAAUUAUUACCUAUUUGUAAUUAGACAUACUUUGUGAUACUCAGAAUUUAAUGAUCACAUUAGCAAUGCUGAAAUCAACACUCGUAUUAAUAUAUAAAGAGUAUUUGAAUUCUAAAAGUAUUGACACUUCAUAGCCUACAAAUUUAGUAUGUUAAAUGAUUAGCCAUUGUCUAAGAACAUGCUUAUUGCAUAAAGCAGAGUUUUGUUUUAUGUCAAUGCUGCAAUUAAAUUAUUUGGUAUUUAGAAAAUGUUCGAUUUCAAAUGGAAUUCAAAUUAUUAUGGAAACCAAUAGUUAAAGGCAUAGUUCCCUGUAUCAAGAAUGCAGACAGUUUCAUGGAUAAGCUUAUUUUCUUCUAUCACUGAUCCAAAUAUUGGAGGCUCUUAUAUUUGAUUUAUCUAGUAACCUUUUAUUAGGUAAUGGUCACAGCUUUUAGCCAAUGACUUUCAAACAAGUUUGAAUAAUUUUAUGUAAAAAAAACACAAAAAAAUCAGGGCCUCACUGAAGUGUGUUGCAAUUAUAAUCAUGGAACUUGUGUAUCUAACAGUGAAAGCUAUUUAUACAUUUAUUAAUUAAAUAUAGAAGGUCACCCAACAUCAGGGAGCUUUGCCUUUAAGAUAUUAAUUUUAGUUAAAGCUGGUCACUAAUUUGUCGCAAAAUACUAAGCUCCUUAUCACAGUAUCAAGCUAAGCACAAGAUUUUUUUUAGGUAUAAUUUGUUUAAUAUUCUUGUGUUUUUUUUUAAGAAGCACUGGCUUUUAAAGGAAUUUAUCUUUAUAAUUAUCCUGAUAAACUUUUUUUUUAAUUUGUAACAUUAAGUAUAAGUAAUUUGCUGAAUGAAAUAAGAGACUUAGAAUUGUGAGGCUUAAGUGCAAUAACUCGAUAACUGUAUAUAGAAAUAGAAGCAGAUAUUGAGUUAUUGCAUAAAGUGGACGAUUUGAUGUAAAUUUUUAUAUCAUCGAUUGCAAAUGGAAAUAUCAAUAAGGGCUCAAUAAGGGCCCUAGUGCAAUAACUCAAUAACUGCAUAUAAAAAUAGAAGCAGAUAUUGAGUUCUUGCACUUAGGUGAAGCAAAUGCUAUUUUUGAACAUUCAUUAUCUUCUGUGGUUAGCCAUGUUUGUCUUGGAUUUUCGCCAUUGCUUUUUGACCACCCCUCUCAUUUAUAAUUGAAGGCACUGUUUGUUAACCUCUGACUUCUUACAAUUUGUCUUUUCUCCUUCCACGUAUUUUAUUCUUGCUAUUGUGAUAAGUUUUUGUUUCUUUUUUACUUACAAAUUUGUCAAAAAUAAACUUUUUCGAAAUUGA
Mya arenaria is the source of this 14493-nucleotide messenger RNA. Its product is annotated as calmodulin-binding transcription activator 2-like. The coding region runs from base 313 to 5049 and encodes 1578 amino acids. Gene Ontology annotation, biological process: regulation of transcription by RNA polymerase II. Lineage: Eukaryota; Metazoa; Mollusca; Bivalvia; Myida; Myidae. The transcript has 23 exons. Gene Ontology annotation, molecular function: transcription coregulator activity; double-stranded DNA binding; protein binding. The record is from RefSeq and is a predicted model, not a curated record. Gene Ontology annotation, cellular component: nucleus.